This is a messenger RNA of Cynara cardunculus var. scolymus (artichoke), 1421 nucleotides long. Its product is annotated as tRNA-splicing endonuclease subunit Sen54-like. Lineage: Eukaryota; Viridiplantae; Streptophyta; Magnoliopsida; Asterales; Asteraceae. Gene Ontology annotation, biological process: tRNA-type intron splice site recognition and cleavage. The transcript has 7 exons. Bases 452 to 1249 code for a protein of 265 amino acids. The record is from RefSeq and is a predicted model, not a curated record. Gene Ontology annotation, cellular component: tRNA-intron endonuclease complex.
UUCACCUUUACGAUUUCAGUGGACUCUCGACUUAUGAGGACCAAGUGAUACCCAGUAACUCUCUCUCGACUCUCGGCCUCUCCAAAUCGAACUCGAAGUCUCUCUUCUUGAUCUACGCUGCCCUUUCCUCUCGAACUCGAAGUCUCUGGGUUUAAGUUCACAGUCGGUAUGCCCUCAGUGUUUCACCAAUGGAGCCCAGGUGGAGUUUAUAUUGGCUUUUAGUCCCACCACUGAUUGACUAGAUUCAAUUCGAAAGGCCCUACUUAGUUUCGCCAGUACGUGAACCUCUGGAUUGAAAUCACUGCUUAUAUACCCAAUAUCGGCCAUAAUUCAGCAUAAGCAAUCACUUAGUGGAAAAGGAAGUGACCGAGCAAUGACAACCACGAGGUUUCACGGAUCCUUUACUUGGUUCUGAAGUUUUGCUGCUAUCUCAACGAGCACUAGUUUAAUCAUGGAAAUUGAAGAGUGGGCUGCUUCCUCAGGUGGAUCAAGUGAUUCGGAAGUAACUGCACCUGAUAGCGACAGUGAGGAAAAUUGCUAUGCAUAUGGUGACUUACCCAAAUUGCAGUUUAGGAAAGAUACCUCCAAGGCUUGCUGGAAGGAAGAAUUGGGAAUGGCCGAGAUUGUUAGUAAUAAAGGCCGAAUGUGGACAACAACAGGGAUAGCGCGUGGUGGGAAAAUAUAUAUUUUUCUUGAAGAUAUAUUGUUUUUGGCAGAAAUAGGGGCAUUGCAUCUGUUAGAUGAUGAGGAUAAAUGUAUUCCGCUAGAAGAUAUUUACAAGAAGGUUGCAGAAGGCGUAGGUGGAUCUUCUUGGGAGUCGUUUGAGGUGUAUAGGCAUCUCAAGUCGCUGGGUUAUAUAAUCAAGAGGCAUGGUGUUUGUUGGAGCGUGAAGCGUGAUAAAAGAGUGCCUGCAUUUGUUGAAGGCGAAUCAGGAAGCCAAAGAAUCAUAAAUAACGGAAAUGCAGAUCUCAGUUCCAUAACUGCAACCACGGAAUUGUUCAGUGCCAUGCAGAUAACUGAACUGAGACCGGUUUUUGAUGUAUACCCACCUAACAGCAAGUUCAGAAAGUCCAAUCCGGGCAAUCCGAUCUUUGUUCUCUGCAUAAGCACCGGCAGCCCACCAACGAAGAAGCAAGUUGAGGAUCUUGAAGGAAAAUGUGACGGCGUUUCUCUGAAGUUCUGUUAUGUUGAACAUGGACGUGUAAGUUUCUUUUCUUUCAAUCAAAUUGAGCUUCCUGUUCUACCUUGACUUAAGCCGGAAUCGCUAGUAAUCGCUGGUCAGCCAUACGGCGGUGAAUCCGUUCACGUGCCUUUUUCUAUGAUUAUAAAUAAACAACUAUUCUCAUACAAUGAAGUUACAACCAGUAGCCUUCUUUUGCUCCGCAUGUACUAGUCAUAGAUGUUAAGCAACCAUAUUAUUA